CCCCCAGCCUUCUCUCCGAAACUGGCCGCAUCCCCCAGGCAGAAGCACAAUAGAGACUCCGCCCCUCCCUCUCCGCCCAGCCUCUCCCCCCCCCCUUCCUCCCUUCCUCCCUCCCUUUCUCCCGGCCCCCUUCCCUCCUUCCCUCGUAGCCCUCCACCUCGGCAGCAGCUCAAGUCUAACCGGCUUCAGAAGCCCGCGCUGCUGCCUCAGUCGCCUUCGCUGCCCGGUCUCAGCCCCCUAGCCCAACGUCCUGAGCUGCCUAUCUCCCCAGCGGGGGUCCUCGCCCUGCCUGCUCCUAUCCACCCCGUCCUCAGCCAAGGGGCACAGCUUCCACCUGAUCCCUCCCCCAGCCCGGCUCCUGCCGCUUCCUCGGAUCCUGUGCGCUUCUCCACUCGGGACUGCUGCGGCUGCAGCUGCUGCAAUUGCCCACUGCCCUUGGAAGGCAGGAGAUGCAGAAAGGCUCUAAGGCUCACCUUCCUACUCCCCCAAACCGCACCUAAUCUGAGGAGGCGCUUGGAAUCGCUAUUCCCCGCCCCCAGCCAGCAUCCCGAUCUCUCUCCUUAACCCCUUCUUACCUUUCUCCCUCCCCUUUCCUCUCCCCACCCCUCCUCCAGUUCCCUCAGGUGAGCUGCUGCUUCCCCUCUCCCCGCCCCAUCCCUCAUGGCCAAGCAACUGAUCCUGGCCUGUUGGGUUUUGUUGGCUGUGACUUGGGGUCAGGCGUCCAGCCCUCCCCCUACAGGGUCCAGCGAGCCCCCAAAUCUGCAGACCGAAGCACCCACGGAAGAAGAGACUCUACAAAACGAAGCGGACAACCAAGAGAACAUUUUAUCUCAGUUACUAGGGGACUAUGAUAAAGUGAAAGCUGUUACAGAAGGCUCAGAUUGUCAGUGUAAGUGUGUGGUGAGACCUCUGGGCAGAGAUGCCUGCCAAAGAAUCAAUGAAGGAACUUCACGAGCUGAAGAUUUUUACACUGUGGAAACCAUCACCUCAGGCCCAGCUUGCAAGUGUGCCUGUGUGGCUCCACCAUCAGCCCUUAACCCCUGUGAAGGAGACUUCAGGCUGAAACAACUGCGAGAGGCAGACUCCCGUGAUUUCAAGCUCUCCACCAUCAUAGACAUGCUGGAAGGAGCUUUCUAUGGGCUGGAUCUUUUAAAGCUUCAUUCAGUCACCACAAAGCUGGUGGGACGAGUGGAGAAACUCGAGGAGGAAGUUUCUAAAAAUCUCACCAAGGAAAACGAACAGAUCAAAGAGGAUGUGGAAGAAAUUCGGAGUGAACUGAACAAGAGGGACAAAGAAAACUGUUCCAGUGAAAUCCCAGGAAGCCUGCCGGGACUCCGGGCAGCCUUGCAGAGGGAUGCUGCCGCAGCAUACGCUCUCCCCGAGCAGUAUGAAGAGCGGUUUCUACGGGAAGAAACAGUGUCCCAACAGAUCAACACCCUUGAUAUCCAUCCACUUCAGCAUCCAGCUCCUCCCGAGGUCCUGACGCCACGGAGGCCCCUCCAAAGGCAGAUCCACUUGAGGGGUCGGCCAGCCUCCAAACCCACCGUCAUACGGGGCAUCACCUAUUACAAAGCCAAGGUCUCUGAGGAGGAGAAUGACAUCGAGGAGCAGCAAGAUGAGUUCUUCAGUGGAGAGAAUUCAAUGGACUUGCUCAUUGAAGAUCAGCUCUUGAGGCAUGAUGACCUGUUGACCAGCACCACCAGUAGGCCAACCACAGUGGGAGGCCUGUCGACUACUGACAGUGCCACCAUGACAACAGACUAUAGCACUCGGGCUACACCUGUCAAAAUGGCAGCCACUUUACUCCCACCUAUAGCUUCUGCUGAAUCUACAGUGGGGGUCACCAGGGCCCCUUUUACCACUUCGAGCAACCAAGUCCCAGUGGUGCCCACAAGUACAGAAUCCCCAGAUGACAUCCAUGAGGCGACCAGUGAACUGACCUCCCCAGCACCCACGACCACAGUGGCACAAACUACCGUCCAGGAACCAUUAGCCACAGUGACCUUUACAACAACAGUAGCCUUGGAUGGAAUGGCAACAGGCACUCCCAUCACUCCACUUCCUCCCACCACUGAGGACUCAAUUGGGAUAGACAGGGCUUCCCUUGGAAAGAACACCACUCCCUCCAGCCCUACCCUGAGCCCGGAGGAAGAAGAUGACAUCAGGAAUGUGAUCGGAAGGUGCAAAGACACCCUCUCCACAAUUACAGGUCCCACUACUCAGAACACUUAUGGGAGGAAUGAAGGGGCAUGGAUGAAAGAUCCCUUGGCCAAGGAUGAGCGAAUUUAUGUUACCAAUUAUUACUAUGGCAAUACUCUCGUGGAGUUCCGGAACUUGGAUAACUUUAAGCAAGGUCGUUGGAGCAAUUCCUACAAACUCCCAUAUAGCUGGAUUGGCACAGGCCAUGUAGUAUACAACGGGGCCUUUUAUUAUAACCGUGCCUUUACCCGCAAUAUCAUCAAAUAUGACCUGAAGCAACGCUACGUGGCUGCUUGGGCAAUGCUCCAUGAUGUAGCCUAUGAGGAAGCCACACCGUGGAAAUGGCGGGGUCAUUCAGAUGUAGACUUUGCAGUGGAUGAGAAUGGCUUGUGGCUUAUCUACCCGGCUCUUGAUGAAGAGGGCUUUAGCCAAGAGGUCAUUGUCCUUAGCAAACUCAACUCUGUGGACUUGAGCACACAGAAGGAGACCACUUGGAGGACUGGGCUCCGGCGCAACUUCUAUGGGAACUGCUUUGUUAUCUGUGGAGUGCUCUAUGCUGUGGACAGCUUUAACCAGCGCAAUGCCAACAUCUCCUAUGCCUUUGACACCCACACCAACACCCAAAUAGUACCAAGGUUGCUCUUCGAAAACGAGUACUCUUAUACCACCCAGAUAGACUACAAUCCUAAAGAUCGCCUACUUUAUGCUUGGGACAAUGGCCACCAGGUCACCUACCAUGUGAUCUUUGCCUACUGACACCUCCUCCUGUGCAAGUUGGGGCAGUAAAGGGCCACUAGCACCUUUGUGUGUGUGUGUGUGUGUGUGUGUAUCUUUGUUGGUUUGUGUGCGUGUGUGUUUGUAUGUGCGUGUGUGCCUUAAAGAUUAUUAUUAUUUGUACAAAUUUACAAAGGGUGAAAUGACAGUUUGUGUCUUUUUCUUAACAUGGAUUGUAGAUCAAUCCUUAUAUGUGCUGGUCUCUUCUUCCAUUUUUUUAAAAGUGCAAAUGUGCAGUUCUAUUUGACUAGUAACCACUCUUCCUCUAACCCUAACCCUCCUUCUCCCAUUGCUUAUUCCCAGAUUAUAAAAACAGAUUUCUUCAUUAGAUAAUAUAAUCCAUCUGGAUCUGGCAAAAGGAGAGGAAGAGAAAGGUUCAAGUGGAGAAAAAAAAUUUAAAUAUAUAUAUAAAGAAUGCUUUUUUUUAACCAUGAAGACUUAAGAUUGUGUUUUAAAAAGUUAAAAAAAAAAUCCAACCUACAACAAAUAAUUUUUUUAAAUAAAAAUAUAUAAAAAUAAAGAAAACAAUGGACUUUUUUGCCUAAUAUGGCUGUAGCUGUCUGUGGAUAUCUAUAUUAUAAUAGUUCUCCUUGAUAAGGGAGAUAGUUAUGGUUCUGCUUGACUGCCCUUCACUGGAUAGAAUCAUGGAUGUCUUGAGCAUAUCUGGAGUCUACACCCCCUGGGAGCCAUUUGAAAUUAAAUGGCAAUCCUUCCUUCUAGUUUUUUGGUACCAUCUCCUCCAUUUACACUAUUAAUCCAAUCCCCUUGGCAUUGUCUUGAUCUCUCUCUCUCUCUCUCUCUCUCUCUCUCUCUCUCUCUCUCUCUCUCUCUCUCUCUCUCUCUCUCUCUCUCUCUCUCUCUCUCUCUCUCUCUCUCACACACACACACACACACACAUACACACACACACAGUCAUCUUCUCUCUCCCUGAGACUUUGCUUUGGUAGGCAUUUGGCUAACUAUCCCUACUUACUGCCUUCAGAGGAGAUUGCUAGUCCUGAAAGAAGAGGGCUAGGGGAAAUUUUAAAUGGCAAAGAGAUGCUUCAGCCCUACCUUCUCACGUAGUGAGAGGAGGCUCCUUAAGCAAUUUCAGGAAGAACAUCAGCCAGACAAGUUGAGAUUGAUGUGCUACAGAGGAUAGAAGGCAGAACCUACAAUGACCAGAAACUAACCUUGGGACUGCCCUACUGACCCUGCAUCCUCUUGAAGAAACAGUUUAGACAGUCUCUGUACCCUGUUCUGCCCCCCGUCACUCACCUAGAGACUUUUCCACUGAAUACAGGACAGCAUCCAUCUCAUUCCUCCACAUUCACUGGCCAGAACUCUUCCUAUCUGCUUCUUGUAUGUACAUAUCGCCAAGAAAUAAAUAGCCACCUGACUUUG
Molecule: messenger RNA, 4356 nt
Organism: Monodelphis domestica (gray short-tailed opossum)
Lineage: Eukaryota; Metazoa; Chordata; Mammalia; Didelphimorphia; Didelphidae
Gene: OLFML2B
Product: olfactomedin like 2B
Biological process (GO): signal transduction
Source: RefSeq, a predicted model, not a curated record